AACGUGUCAGUGCACGAGGGCUGUUUCGAACGACUCACCAACCGUACAGCAGAGCGAUGGAAGUGCUUUUUCCCCGAGUAUUUCCUCCCGCUGCUGCACACGCCUCUCUUCAUCGGCAACACCCUCUAUGACUCCUGGCAGAUGAACCACUCUUUCGCCGUCCCAGCAUCCUUCAGCUCCCAGCACUGGGACGAUUGCCGCUUGGCACUGAUGGAUUGCCCCGGACAACUGCUUCGGAAAUUCCACACCUACCGAGCCGAGAUGGUGAAGAAGCUGCAGCCUCUCAUGCAGGCUCGGGUCUUAGCUUCGGUGCCGAACCUGUGGCAGGCAGAACAAGGCUCGGAGCAGGCAGGGACGGAGCGCUGUGGGAGUCAUGGCAUGGGUCUCGAGGGCCAUUGCUGUCAAACCAAGUGA
Messenger RNA from Closterium sp. Naga37s-1, 414 nucleotides. The record is from the annotation of a GenBank genome assembly. Lineage: Eukaryota; Viridiplantae; Streptophyta; Zygnematophyceae; Desmidiales; Closteriaceae.